This is a messenger RNA of Hevea brasiliensis (rubber tree), 868 nucleotides long. RefSeq names its product protein SOB FIVE-LIKE 2-like. The coding region runs from base 99 to 566 and encodes 155 amino acids. Lineage: Eukaryota; Viridiplantae; Streptophyta; Magnoliopsida; Malpighiales; Euphorbiaceae. The record is from RefSeq and is a predicted model, not a curated record. Gene Ontology annotation, biological process: cytokinin biosynthetic process. The transcript has a single exon.
CACCCACCCACCCCACCCCCCCACCUUCCCCUCCUUCUCUCGCUCUCUCUCUCUCUCUCUCGAAGUUUUUGCUAUAUUUUUGCUUAAUAACUACAGUAAUGGAGUCUUCCCAACUCUUUGGAGGACCAGAAGAGUGUAACAGCAGUGAAUCUGGGUGGACUAUGUAUCUUGGCUCCCCCAUAGAUGGUGAUGAUGAUGAUGAUCAGCAUGGCAACAAGGAUGAGGAUGAUGAGGAUGAUGAUGAUGAUGAUGAUGAUGGUGAUGGAGGUAAUGGUAAAAAUUACCAUCACGAAGAUCACAGUGAUGAUUCUAUGGCUUCUGAUGCUUCUUCUGGUCCAAGUCAUCAAGGAACAGCUCAUGACAAGCUCCAGAAAGAUUUUGAUGGCAAGCAUCUCCCCGAGAAGAAACAUAACAAAAAAGAAGCAGAGAAUCAGCAGAAAACUGAAAGGAGGAGGAAAAAGAUCAAGAAGUGGGAUUUAUGGCAGGAAGAUCAUAAUAAAAAUGCUUCUGCUCAAAGUACUUCCAAGGCAAGAGAAAGCAUAAGCUGGAUGGGAAAAAGAAAAUAGCUCUCUAGAAUAUUGUUUUUCCUUAUCCAGUGGUUAUUUGCAAGACCUGAUCUACUGUGUAAUGAAGACAUAAUAUGUAUGCAUGGAACUCAUCUCAUAUGUUUAUAUUUUACAUUCAUCUGGACAAGAAUUAAUGAAUAUAUAUAUGCAUGUAGGUUUCAGCUGAAAAUGCAGUAGAUCAGAGAGAAGUGUCAAAAUAGCUAGCUAGAUUAAUUUUGACUGUUAUAUAUUAAUUAUGUGCUUCCUAAUUUCUGAUAUUGUAGAAGUUGAAUCAAGAAGUAUAAUGAUCAGAUUUCCACUGA